AUGGCACGACGAGGACCAAGGCUGCCGCAAUUGCCGCCUUGCAAACACACACCCAAUGCUCUAACCGGCGCCGACGAGGACGAGAUUGCUUCGAUCGAAGUGUUUGCAUCGUCCAUGGAAGACAAAUACUUUAACGCAAUGGUUGAACGUUCAAACACGAAUGCACAGGACGCAUGUCCAAGUGAAACCACGCAGGCGGGCAAUCAUGCCCAUGCGUUUUCAAUUCAAUUGAUGGAGCACACUAUCGCGUUUCGAAGCAAGGGCGUGGCGUAUCAAACCAUCUUCGACGUUUUCCUGGGCAACUUCUCGACGAACAUAAAGGAUGUUGCGUACCGCCAAUUUAUCGAUGCGUCACGACAAUUUGCAGCCGUGCCAUACCUCUUGCGGCGUGGGGAGUUUGUUGUCAAGGCGGACGAGGCGUUCCCCAAGCCUGUUUGUCCUGCAUGCACCGGGGACGGAUCUACUACUGCAGGGCCAAUUAUAGCGGUAUAA
Messenger RNA from Aphanomyces astaci, 492 nucleotides. RefSeq lists its product as hypothetical. The record is from RefSeq and is a predicted model, not a curated record. Lineage: Eukaryota; Oomycota; Saprolegniomycetes; Saprolegniales; Verrucalvaceae. Bases 1 to 492 code for a protein of 163 amino acids. The transcript is spliced from 2 exons.